Brassica napus (rape) is the source of this 708-nucleotide messenger RNA. RefSeq lists its product as uncharacterized. The transcript has 3 exons. Bases 1 to 708 code for a protein of 235 amino acids. The record is from RefSeq and is a predicted model, not a curated record. Lineage: Eukaryota; Viridiplantae; Streptophyta; Magnoliopsida; Brassicales; Brassicaceae.
AUGACUGCACAAAUUGUGAAGGACGCUGUCAGGAAGAUUAAAGCAACGAAUCUGCAAAGAGCUGAGCACAAGGCUGAGAAACAAGUUGAGAAGAGAGCCGACAACAAGCUAAAAAAGGUUAAGCUAAAGGAAGCCACUGAGGUUGAGCUAUCACCCUAUGAUAAGCUCCCUUUUCCCCAAAGAGUUCUCACCAAAGCUCAGAAGAAGGUGCUCUCCAAGGUCAGGAAAGAUCUUAGUGAUAUUGGGGUCAGACUUCCAAAAAUCUCAGGUAUGCGUGAAGCUCAUGUCCAGAUGAUGCUCAUCAACGACAUUCUAGACCACCAAGCUGAAGUGGCCGAGCUUUUGGACAUCUCCAUUCCGAAGAUUGAUCCAAUAAUCCCUCCAAAGUCCCUCCCUAAGCUUGAGUCUCAAGGGAUGUUCACCUUGCCUUGCUACCUUGGGAUUGAGAGCAUGGAGCCAAACACAUCUUCACUACAGUUUGGAGAUUCCUCUUCUACAACUCCUAUUGGUCUCAUCAAGGACUUCCCUUUGAAGAUUGGAGCAUGCACCAUUCCUAUAGACCUUACUGUUCUGAAGAUGGCAACUGAGAAGAGAGUCCCAUUGAUCCUUGGCACUCCAUUCCUCACAUCAGUGGGAGCUUGCAUAGACUUUGCCAACAAGAAGGUCACUCUCCUAAAUGUGAACAAAGCUGUCUCCUAUCCAUUAUAA